Arachis duranensis is the source of this 3705-nucleotide messenger RNA. RefSeq names its product SWI/SNF complex subunit SWI3D. The record is from RefSeq and is a predicted model, not a curated record. Lineage: Eukaryota; Viridiplantae; Streptophyta; Magnoliopsida; Fabales; Fabaceae. Gene Ontology annotation, molecular function: protein binding; zinc ion binding. The transcript has 8 exons. Bases 154 to 3276 code for a protein of 1040 amino acids.
GGGCAAAGGGGAGAAGCGGUUAGGGGCAAGGCAAUAUGGAGAAAAGUGGAAAUAUUAAAUUUUCGUUUGAUGCGAUGACGUAUAUCUCUCGAGAUUGAGAACACUCAAAGAAGACAACACAAACCAACCCAAACCCCCAAUUUCUCGCUUCCAAUGGAGGAGAAACGCCGCGAUGCCGCACCUCCACCUCCUUCCGCCACCGCUGAUUCACCCGCAUCUGAGCCUACAUCCACGCGCCGCCGUGCCGGAGCUCAGAAGCGUAAGGCCAGCUCCCUCUCCGGAAAUUCCUCCUCCUCCACGCCUUCCAAGCGCGUCACUCGCGACAAGCCCUCACCUCUCCACCACCACACUCCUCCCCUUCACCACAAUGGUCCUCUCACUAGGGCGCGUCAAAUCCCCGCCUCCGCCGCCUCUGCGUCGUCUUCCGCGCCCGGUUCUGCCGCUGCUUCUGCUUCUGCUCCGCCGGCUGUGAAGCACUCGGAGCGCUGUUUAGGCGCGGACGCGGUGGCGCUGGCUGAGGAGAUCAGGAAGGCGAGCGAGCGGGAGUCUCUGGAAGCUUCGAUGGAAGCUGCUUUCGAAGCUAUCAGAUCUCGUGGAACUGAUUCUCAUGUCGUUCCGAGUCAUUGCGGUUGGUUUUCAUGGACUGAUAUUCAUCCAAUUGAAAAGUUUAUGAUGCCUUCUUUCUUUAAUGGCAAAACUGAAAGUCGUACUCCUGAUAUAUACAUGGAGAUAAGGAAUUGGGUAAUGAAGAAGUUUCAUGCAAAUCCCAACACACAAAUAGAAGUGAAAGAUUUGUCAGAGAUUAAUGUUGGAGACUUGGAUUCUAGGCAAGAGAUAAUGGAGUUUUUGGACUAUUGGGGUCUAAUUAAUUACCACCCUUUCCCAUCUAUGGGUUCUGCUGAUGCCAGUACAAGUGAUGAUGGGGAGGCGGAAAGGAAUUCCUUGCUUGAAAAAUUGUACUAUUUUGGAAUGCACCAAUUGUGUCCGCCUGUUGUUCAAAAGGCUAGCCUAAUGACUCAAGCUACGACCUCUGGCUUGUUUCCGGAGUCUGCAAUUGCUGAAGAAUUGGUGAAACAAGAGGGGCCAGCAGUUGAGAUGCUUGAGUAUCAUUGCAACUCUUGUUCGGCUGAUUGUUCCCGCAAGCGUUACCAUUGCCAGAAGCAGGCAGAUUUUGAUCUAUGUUCCGACUGCUUUAAUAAUAGAAAGUUUGGCUCCGGGAUGUCCUCAUCGGAUUUUAUACUCAUGGAACCAGCUGAAGUUGCAGGAGUUAGUGGUGGAAAAUGGACUGAUCAGGAAACCCUCUUGCUUCUUGAAGCACUAGAACUGUAUAAAGAAAAUUGGAACGAAAUUGCAGAGCACGUUGGCACAAAAUCAAAAGCUCAAUGCAUUUUGCACUUUGUUCAAAUGCCUAUUGAGGAUGCCUUUAUGGAUUGUAAAGAUGAUGUUGAAACCAGUUGUAAAGAAACAGCAGAUCCAGCUGCAACUAACAAUGAUGCAUCUGCAAAUAAAGAUGCUUCUGAAUGUAAUGAGAAUAACACUGGUGAUAAUACUGAAGGCCAUGGUGAAGCUUCUAAGUCUGAAGAGGUUAAGGCAAAAGUAGAUCAGGAGAUUCCGAAUCAAGAGGAUGGUGUGGGUGAGAAAACCUGUGAGGGAACUUCUAAAUCAGAAGAUGCCAAUAAAGUCAAAAUUUGUCCAGAAGAAGGCAAUGACUGUGCCCUGAUUGCUCUCAAGGAAGCAUUUGUAGCUGUUGGUUAUUCUCCUGAACCUGAAGGCCCAUCUUCAUUUGCUGAAGUUGGUAAUCCUGUCAUGGCAUUGGCAGCUUUCCUCGCACGCCUGGUGGGUCCUGAUGUGGCUGUUGCUUCAGCUCAUACCGCCUUAAAAUCCAUUUUGGGAAAUUCUCCUGGCACCGAGCUUGCUGCAAGGAAUUCUUUUAUUCUGGGAGAUCAACCAGAUAAUAAGGAACCAACUACGAGGAAUUCUAAAAAUGAGGAAGGCCAGGAUGGGGUAAAUGCAAAGCAGGAUAAACCAAUCUCAGAGGACAAAGAUUUAGCGAAUGAUCACAACAACAUGGAAAUUGAAGAUAAUGUUCCAGAAGAUAAGAAACAGCUAGCUUCUGAAAAUGGAGACUUGGAAAAAUCAAAUACUUCAAAGGAGCAAGCUAUUAUCAACCAUGAGGGUGGACUUGACAAUGGUAACGGCUCCAGCAAUUCGAAGCUACCCAAUGAUCAAGCACCAUCCACUCUGCAUGAUUCUGGUGGUUCAACAUCCAAGGCUGAAAAUCCACCUAGUUCUGAGGAGCUACAAGAGCGAAGUUUGAAUAAAGAACUGUCCCAUUCAGAAGUGGAAACAAAGGACAUGCCUGCUUCGGACUUGUGUCUGUCGGACAAGAAUGGUCUUCGGCAGUCUGUUAAAGCUAAUCUUGCAGGAAACCAUCCAGAACCAGUAGAGAAAACAAAGAAUACUGAUGUUGUGUCUGAUUCUGUGCCCUCAGACAAGGACAAGUCACAAACGCUAUCUUCAAGUUCUGCUGGUGACACUCUGCAAAAGAAAGACUCCGUAAUGGAUGUUGAGCUGCCAGAGAAAAGUGAAUCUCAGCCACCAUGUGCUUCAGUUUCAACCGAACAUAAUGGGAAAGAAAAUGAUGUGGAUAUGAUGUCUCCUUCACAUCCAGUUGGAACAAUUUCUGGUGCUGAAAAUGGCACAAAAGCAGGCAAAGAUCAAACAGAGAAUGGUGCAAAAGGAGAAGACGAUAGGACGGAGAAGAAAGAUCAUAACAAUUUUGAGAAAGUAAAAUGUGCUGCAGUCACAACACUUGCUGCAGCAGCAGUAAAGGCAAAAAUUCUAGCAAAUGAGGAAGAGGACCAAAUCCGAGAACUUGCUUCUUCAUUGAUAGAAAAGCAGUUGCAUAAGUUGCAAGCAAAGUUGGCUUUUUUCAGCGAUAUGGAGAACUUAGUAAUGAGGGUAAGGGAACAUUUGGAGCGAUCACGGCAUAAGCUUUUCCAUGAGCGUGCUAUGAUAAUUGCUUCCCGGCUUGGUAUACCACCUUCCUCAUCUAGAGGUGCACCACCAAACUUGCCAGCCAAUAGAAUUCCUAUGAAUUUUGCAAACUCGCUCCCAAGACCACAAAUGAUGAUGAAUCCCCAAAGACCACCAAUUCCUCGACCUUUUAGCACGGCAGCUGCUACCAUUCCAAACCCAUUAGCAUCUGCAACUGCAGCAGGAAAUGCAGUUCGGCCACCGAGCCAGGAAAAACUUUCGUCUGUUGGGACAAAAUAAAUGUAGACUACAUAUGGAAGAAAAUAGUUAUAGUCGUCUUACUUACUGAUCACCUGCCACCACUUUGACAAUUAUUUGAUGCAGUCAAUUUGACGAAGGUCAAGUGCUGGUGAGGACUAACUCUAAAUUGACAGCUAUUGGGAGCUCAGUGACCACAAUAGUGCAUUGUUGUAGGCUCAUCUUUUCUAUAUAUAAUGAGUGGCUAGAAAUGAGAGGAUGAAAUAUUUAGUGAUACGAUAUAUAUUUGAAUUUGUAGAGGGCAAUUGGUUUUGUAGUUUUGAGGAUGGUUUGAUAACUUGAACAAGUGGAUAGUUGUGCAAAACUGGUGCGUUCAAUCCCUGUAACUUAAAAAUGCUAUUUACUAUUUCAUUAUUGGUUAGGAGCAGCAUAUGGAAAUUUGGGCGACUUUAUUAAAGAAUAUUUUCACAA